Molecule: messenger RNA, 3353 nt
Organism: Aedes albopictus (Asian tiger mosquito)
Lineage: Eukaryota; Metazoa; Arthropoda; Insecta; Diptera; Culicidae
Product: T-box transcription factor TBX6
Exons: 5
Coding region: 1164-2375 (403 amino acids)
Biological process (GO): positive regulation of DNA-templated transcription; heart development; cell fate specification
Cellular component (GO): nucleus
Molecular function (GO): RNA polymerase II cis-regulatory region sequence-specific DNA binding; DNA-binding transcription factor activity, RNA polymerase II-specific
Source: RefSeq, a predicted model, not a curated record
UGGAUUCAAUAAAUCCUAAUCAAGUACCUAUCUAGAUUAGAACGAAAUAAAAUCACAACUCAAAACACGGUUGAUAUACGCGUGCUAACCGAUCACGAAUCAACCAUAGGGACAAGCUAUUUACAUUUCACGCCAUUUAAUAAAAUCAAUUCAAUAUCCCUCUUCACCACCAGAGUCUCCAACUCUCACCCAUCGACCACGCUCAACCACCACCACGAAUCACGCAAUCCCUCCUUCGUGGCACCAACGCACCAUCAAUGAAGUGGUAUGGGUACCUAGCAAGCCGUUGCUGGUGUUAGUCCGAUGGGAGGAGCUUAGCCCAGCCUUGCAACUUACCGCAGUGUUGGUAGAGAAUCGAACCGGUUCGACCAGUCAGUAGAUGCCUGCAGUCGCCGGGGGAAAGAAAAUGAAGAAAACUGCAACGUAGGUCGUCUUAACGGCUUCGGUAUUGGAUUACAAGGCGUUUUUUGUCGCCCUCCUGCCCUGAGAAAUGCAUUCACGAAAUCAAGGGAAAACCGACGCGGUGGAUGAAUGGAUGUGGAUGAAGGAGAGACUUCGAUGGAAACAGGUUUUUGGCCGCGAAGACUAUUCGUGCCUGUGUGCGUGAGAGAGAGUAUGUGUGCGAGUGUGGCGGAGAUGGCGAAGAACGAACGGACGGACAACGGCGAGCGAAAGAAGACGAGCAGCCGAAGAAGUUAGCACUCGAAUGUUUGUUUUAGACGAAACCAGUUGUCGAGCGAACUUGGAAGUGGGUGGACGUGUGAACCGUAGACGCGUUGGUCGGUGAAAUUGAUUUUUUUUUGUGUUCUGGGGUUACAAGCGUUGAAGCGCUGAUUGAGAGAAUAAUUGAGGCAGUUGAAACUUUUGACGUGACGUGAGAAGGUGGCGAAGUUCUGCGGAGGUGAAGAAAGUGCACUAUGACUAGACGAGUUUGGAGAGAGGGUGCAUGAAGGUUUAUAGCUGAUGAAGAAGCGUUCCUGUGAAGAGUUGUGCGAAAACAUUGCGUGACUUGUGAAGUGAAACCCCAAAAGUGAGAAAGCGGAGUGUGUUGGCUUCGCAAAAGGAUUACACCGUAGGACUUGAGUUAAAUAGCGAAUUUGAACAAGUGAUUAUUGUGCUCGCAAGCAAAAGGGGGAAAAGUUUGAGCCGUCGUCGUCGCAGCCAUGACUGAACUAAUGGAUUUAAGAAUGCACCACCACUUGGCGCUCCAGACGGAGAUCUACCGGCAGCGGAUGCUACAGGGAUUACCAGAUCCCUAUCCGACGAUGCUACCAGUUCCUGCACCGAGGCCUCUGAUGUUGCCUCCGCGAUUCCCGCUGCCUUCGGAAGUCGACAUCAAGUUGCAGAACAAAGAACUCUGGAGCCAGUUCCAUCGUAUCGGAACCGAGAUGAUCAUCACCAAGAGCGGAAGGCGAAUGUUCCCCUCGAUGCGCCUGUCCAUCAACGGCCUCGAAGCGGACGAGAACUACUGCGUGCUGAUCGAAAUGAUCCCGAUCAGUGACUGCCGCUUCAAGUUCAGCGGUUCCCAGUGGGUCCCGGCCGGUGGUGCCGAACCACAGAGCCCCCAGCGGAUGUACCUGCAUCCGGACAGUCCGGCGCUGGGGUCGCACUGGACGUCACAACCGGUGGUCUUCAACAAGGUCAAGCUGACGAACAACACCCUGGACAGUAACGGACAUAUUGUCCUCACCAGUAUGCACAAGUACCAGCCCCGCAUUCACAUCAUCAAAACGUCGGAUCCUUCGCAGAUCCCGUGGUCACCGCAGUCGGCCUUUACCUUCCCGGAGACCGAAUUCGUCGCCGUUACCGCUUAUCAGAACGAUCGUAUCACCAAGCUGAAGAUCGACCACAACCCCUUCGCAAAGGGAUUCCGAGAAACCGGUCAGUCCCGCUGCAAGCGGAAAGCGGGCCUCAUGAGCAACUCCCGCUCGAUCGACGACUCCGAAGAAUCCGGAGGCGAAUGCGGACCCGAACCCAAGCGCCAGCGAACCCACAGCGGCUCCCUGGACGACAGUGACAUCUCCGUCAGCGACAGUUCCAGCAGUGGCACCAGCUCCCCGGUCAACGUGGACGACCUGCACCACCAUCGAAGUCCGUGCCCGUCAACGCACGAAGACUUCCUCCGGGUGACCCACCCUUACCAACAGAUGCUGAACCCUGCCAUGGCCGCUGCCGCCGGAUGGAUGGACCUCAUGCUACCGUACUUCCAGCAACCUCACCACCCCAUCUCCCCCGCCACCCAUCCUCUGCACCAUUUCAAACGCGACUUCCCCGUGCUACCCGUCUCCCCCAAAGCCCUCGAACGGUCCGUCGAAUCCUCCGCGUCGAAGAAGCUCGGCUUCAGCAUAUCUGCUAUUCUCGGCUACGAUCGGUAAACUCAUGGCACCCUCGCGCUCGUAAAAGGUGUUAAUCACGGCCGCGAGGGGACUGCGACCAAUGCAACUCAAGAGACUGUAUCGCGUAUGUUGUACAGAGACCGUACCGUCGUCGUCGUCGUCACAGGAAAGAGCAAAUCACAAAACGAAAAAGAAAAUAAAAACGGGUGUAAAUUAGUUCCUCACACAUUCACACCUGGAUGCGAUCUGGUGGCGUGCUGGUCUGGCCUGGUCGCCAUCUCCGCGCCCGGUGCAGUUCGUCGGAAUGGAGGCAUUUAAAUCCCUCCGGGACUACGGGUCCCAUCGUCGCCGUCCGAUGAUGGUGGGUGAUGGCUAUGCAAACAGCGUGCACCGGCGUCGGCAGCGACGAAGGGGACAAGAAUAAUCCCGUUUGUGCGAGUGAGUGGCCACCAGUUGCCACACCACAGUCAAGAAUCGGUGCCAUUGUAGCAGCGGCGCAGCCAGCAUCUCGAGUAGGUGAUGAAUGUGUACCUUUCUGUUUCCAUCUCUCUCUUUCUUCAGUUGGGCAUUCAGCUCUGCUGUUGAGCUCGUUUUCUCUUGUUUAUGUAGCGUGUGCAAUUAUGAGCGAGGACGAACACAGAACAGCUUGGAAAAGAUGCUUGAAGAUUAGAAGAUUUCCCAAAAAGUGUGCAAGAUGAAUAGCUUGUAAGAACUGCUGGCAAAAACCAUAAUUGUUAUUUAUUUGUAGAAAUGAGAGGGAAAACCGAAAGUCAAGUGAGUACUGCUUAUCUUAUAGGUAGAUGCAUUUGUAGAUAGUCUAUAGUUGGGUAAGAAUGGAAUGCGUUUUUUAUGUGUGUUUGUGUAAAAUUUGAGACUUCGCAGAUAAUCGCAUUAAGCUUUAUUUUUUAAAAAGAAAUCACCUCAAAGAAAACAGUACGAUUGUAAGAAUUAUUGUUCGUUAUUGUAACAACCGAAGACAAAGAGACUGUAAAUUAAAAUAAACAAAUAUGAAUUCGA